Penicillium brevicompactum is the source of this 1446-nucleotide messenger RNA. RefSeq lists its product as uncharacterized. Bases 1 to 1446 code for a protein of 481 amino acids. The transcript is spliced from 4 exons. Gene Ontology annotation, biological process: protein phosphorylation. Lineage: Eukaryota; Fungi; Ascomycota; Eurotiomycetes; Eurotiales; Aspergillaceae. Gene Ontology annotation, molecular function: ATP binding; protein kinase activity. The record is from RefSeq and is a predicted model, not a curated record.
AUGAGCGGCUUGGAUAUCGCGCUCGCCUUGCCCGGUGUCAUUGAUCUAUGUUUGAAAUACGGCAGGGUCAUUGUGACCGCAGUUGCUGUUGAAACGGCUUGGGCGAAAACCGCGGAGCAACUGGCAUUCUUAAGUCGAGUUUGGGAAAGACUGGACGAGGAUUAUCGGGCGCUGCAGGGUCGCAUACUUCGGAAUUUUGAGAAGAAGCUCAAGGACGCCGUCAUACGGCUCAGCGAAUUGGAUAACCUGGCCAGUAAGAGUGGUAGUCCAAAGGCAGUGAAAUAUGCUCUAUUGAAGAAGAAAUCGCUCGACAGGGCAAUCCAGGAUCUUCAAACAUCGCAAAAAGAGUUUGAUAUGACAUGGUAUUUAGUUUUGCUGAUUGCCGAUCGUUUCGUUGAUGAUGCUUUGGUUCGACGCGAAGGGACCGAGAAGCUAUCUAUUGCUAGGCAUGUGCGAGAUGCAUUGAAGCCUGAGUCAAGCCAAAAGAUCUCGAUUUUUCUUCCAGAGGGCAAACUUCGCUCUGCCACCCGUGUCGACAUUCCGUAUUCCACAUCACAGACACUUGUGAUUCCGGGCAUUGCCGGCACCGCUAUACUAGAUUCUGCGGAUUGUUCAUCUCGAAGUGAUGCCUCCAUCUUUGCCAAAAACGUUCGACAUCUAGCCACGAGGCUUCGUCAGGUCGAUGCAAAUGGAUUCCAUCUCCUCAAGUGCUUCGGUGUGGUCCGCGUAACGGACCCUUGUACCGAAAGGCUUCUCUCAUACGACUUCAUCUUCAAUUUCCCCGAAAGAUGUUCCCAGCCUCGGAGUCUUCGGAGCCACCUGCUCUCUCGUUCAAUCCAAUCCCUUGGUGAUAGAGUCAGACUCGCGAAGGAGCUUGCCAUAUCCAUAAACUAUAUACACGUUCUCGAUUUCGUCCACAAAAACAUUCGCCCGGAGACUGUCUUGAUCUUUGAAAGCGGCGGAUCCGAGCUGGGCCCAUUAUAUCUUCUAGGGUUCAGGGCGUUCCGCUUGGCUGACAACAAAACACAACGAUUGGGCAACUCUGUCUGGUCUGAAGAUCUCUACCAGCACCCUGAUCGACAAGGAAGCAAACCCGGCGCAGACUAUGUUAUGCAACAUGAUAUCUUCAGCCUUGGGGUAUGUCUGCUGGAACUGGGACUAUGGGAGUCUCUCGUGGAUAGCAAGGGACAAGAAGGUUCCUUGUUGGCCAGUAGUGGACCUUUAGUCGGCUCGCUUAAGGGCCACUAUACGAGGUUAGCCAACGAAAGGCUACCGAGUAGAAUGGGUGAAAAGUAUACAGCGGUGGUUGUGAACUGCUUAUCUUGUUUGGAUAGCACCAAUGAAGACUUUGGUGAUGAAAGGGAGUUUAAGGACGACGACGGUAUUCUCAUCGGGGUGAAAUAUAUUGAAAAGAUUCUGCUUCUGCUUAGCGAAAUUACCGUCUGA